Messenger RNA from Fonticula alba, 2667 nucleotides. RefSeq lists its product as hypothetical. The record is from RefSeq and is a predicted model, not a curated record. Lineage: Eukaryota; Rotosphaerida; Fonticulaceae. Bases 691 to 2667 code for a protein of 658 amino acids. The transcript has 5 exons.
CACACACACACACACACACCACAGCAUGGCUCCCCCCCUCGAACAGCCGCCGAGGACGACCUUCCGGAUGUCGAUCUUCGAGAUGGUCAAGCCGCCGAAGCGAUCGCCACGCAUGCACGACCACGACCGCCUGGCCGUGGUCUCGGCGUUGACGCAUCGCGACGCCGCCUCCCUGGUCACCAUCCACGAGUAUGACCAGCGCAUUGAGCUCGGCCACCUGCCAGCGCGCCUGGCCGCGGACCAGGUCCCCACGCCGGCCUCAUCGGCGACGAGAGCCCCGCCCGUGGCCGCUCCGCCGGCGGCCAUCUCCCCGGCGGCUGCCCCCCGGCACCCGGAGAUGGCGGCCCUCUCGUGCCUCCUGUGCGGCGUCGAGGAGUUCUCCUCGGUGGCCGAGCAGCGGAUGCACUUCUCCCGGGACCCAGUGCACCUGGCCAACAUGCAGCGCAAGCGCCAUGGCCUGGCGCCUGUCUUGGUGGGAAACCCUGGUGCGUGUCGAUCCGGGCAGCCUGAUUACCCGCGCUGCUGUGCCUCUCCCGCCUCCGGCACUGCCCUGUGCCUUUGAUCUGCCCACAUGCCGGGCAAAGUGCGCCCCAUGGCUGACGCCGGCCGCGCUCCUCAGACGAUACGCAGCCCCGGGGCUCGCUGUCCGGCGACGACGGUCUCUCCGAUGGACCGGCGAGUGACCACCUCAUGACGGGAUCCUCCUCCUCGGCCGAUGAGAAUAGUGACGGCUCGGACGCCUCGCUGGAUCACGACGACGAAGAGGACGACGACGAGGAGGCCGAAGAGGACGAGGAGGACCAUGCCGCCGGGGAUGAUGAGCACUUCGGCCGCACCUCGCUCCAGGCGUCCAAUUUGCCGGUCCCCACGGCCGACGGCGACCCGGGGGACAAUCACUACUGGUUCCGGGGGCUUCUUCGGUCGCCGAAAAUCACACUGGCAGUGCGCCCGCCGGACGGCACCCCCGGCGACCGCCACUACAUCACACUGUAUCGCUUCCUCGUGGAGCCACGCUUCUCGCCGAAGUCCCGCUCCUAUGCCGACCUCCUGGCGCAUGCCGAGGCCCAUGGCCUGCCCGGGGCCGUGCAAUACUUUGAGAUGCAAUUGGUGCGAGCCUUCCUGGCGGCAACGCGCGACCCGCAGACGCACCGGUUCGCCGUGAUGAUGAUGCAGAGUGGGCGCUAUGCGUCGGCGGCCUUCAACGGCCCGGCGGUGUCCCGGCAGCCGGCCCCCUGUACCUUUGUGCGUUACACCACCCGGCGCAAGCAGGGUGGCUCGCAGCUGGCGCACGAUGCCAAGGGCUCGGCCGCGCAGAGUGCCGGUGCGCAGAUGCGCCGUGAAAAUGAGCGCCUUUGGCGCGCAGACGUGGCCCAGUACCUGACCGGGCCGGGAAGUGCCUGGUCGGCGGUCAAGCCGGAAGUUGGCCUCUUUUUAGUGGCUCUCGGGGACUAUCGACGGAUGGCGCACUCGCUGCUCGGGCAAUUUGACAAUAUCCUCCCGGUACCGAUGUCCACCAGUCGGCCGAAGGUGGACGAGCUCCAGCGCAUUGCGGAGGAGCUGGCGGUGGUGACCGUGUCCCGGACGCCACCGGAGCCCGCUGCCCCCGAGCCCGCCGGUCCUCUGCCUGUGGCGGUGGCGGCGGCCCCUGUGACAGCUGAGCCCCCGGCAUCGGCUGAAACCCCCGCGGAUCCGCUCCUGGCCAAGGUCCAGCAGAUUGUCCGCCGGCUGCGUCGGGCAGUGGCGCGCAAGUCCACCGGUGUCCUGCGCUCCGAGCUUCUGGCCCUCGGGAUAGAGGUUGUCAAGGCGCCCGCCGAAGAUGCGGAGCUGGCGGCCGAGGAGUUCGUGGCCCGAGUGACCCCGACCCGGACCCCGGAGCAGGCCGCCCUGCUUGACCGCCUCCUUGCCCACUGCGAGCCUGAUGGUGGGAAUCUCCUGCAUGAGGCGGCCUCCUCAUCCUCGCACCAGGUGUGCUCCAUCCUGCUGGAAGUCGGCUUUGAUCCGCGCAUGACCCGCGCGUCCGGUGCCAGUGCCCGCGUGACCCCCUUCGAGGACGCAGCAUCGGAGGAGGUGCGCGCGGCCUUUUGCCGGGCCUGGGCCCGGCACCCGGGCCGGUGGGACUGGGCGCGCGCGGGCCGCGUGUCUCCGGGGCCGCUGGAUCGCCAGUCGUACCUGCAGGCGGUGGCUCCCCCGCCGCCAGGGCCAGGCUCCGCUACGGGUGCCGCCGCCGCCGCCGCCGCCGCCGCCACCACCACCACCACCACCACCACCCCGGCGGCCGAUGUGGAUCUCAUCCAGUCGGCGCUGCUCCUGCGCCCGGCCGGCGGGUCAGCCCCCGGGCCACGCAGCUCCGAGCUCGGGCGCCUGUCCUCCAAGGACAUCCGGGACCGCAUCCGACGGACCAACCUCCGUGCUCAGGGGUCGCCGCUGGUGGGCCAGCGCCUGGACGAGCCCGUUGGAUAUGCGCCGGCGCGGCCGACCGCCGCGAAGCCGCCCGGGUCGCGGCCGACCCCGCGGCCAGGCCCGGCCCCGAGCCCCACCCCGUCUCCGGCCCCGGCCCCGGCCCCGGCCCCUGCACGGCCGAGUGCCAACUCGCCCGAAGAGCGCGAACGCCGGCGUCUGGCCGUGGAGGCCCGCCUGCGCUCGAUGGCCGAAAACAACUCCCCCUGA